UGGCGUUGGGGUCCAAUUUCAACGCUGGGGAGAGCUGGUGCCAUGGCGGGCUACUAUGUUGUUGGGGUUCAUUUUCCAACGAUUGUAGUCUUGCAGAGGUUAUGCCUAGGUGCCGUGUGCAGUAGGGUGCUGCCUUGCCCAACACCAUCCCCUGCAUGUGUUCCUCCGUGGACCUCGUCAGAUAGUGCGAGGGGCAUGGGAUGGUACAACAGUUGCAUCAAGGAUGAUAAACCAACAUGUGGUGUGCGUGCAAAGGAGCUAGGCGUGCAGGGGCAUGGGAUGCUGGUGACAGUGGACAAAAGCCCCUACAUCGGCAUGAGCGACCUGGACGUCUCCGCGGGCUUCUGCAAGCUGCCGGUCUACGGGUAGCUCGUGGAGGUAGUCAAGGUGUACGUUGACAUGCCAACGCCGCUCAGAGUAACU
Molecule: messenger RNA, 423 nt
Organism: Triticum aestivum (bread wheat)
Lineage: Eukaryota; Viridiplantae; Streptophyta; Magnoliopsida; Poales; Poaceae
Exons: 2
Coding region: 43-369 (108 amino acids)
Source: RefSeq, a predicted model, not a curated record